AUGACUACCGGGGUUGAUGAUAUGCCUGAUGGCAUCCUCUGCAAUAUCCUCUCCCGAUUACCAGUUAAGCCAAUGGUGGGACGCUGUAGAUGUGUAUCAAAACUCUGGAAUGCUCUGAUUUCGGAUCCUAGUUUUAUGAUGUCCAGGUCACCAUUGAUCUUUCUUGAAAGUUGGGGCGACGAGUCCGAUGAUGAAUAUACAACAGAGAUACCUAUACCUAUAAAUCCUACUUAUAUAUUAGACGAAUCGGUGACUCACAAUUUAGAUGAUUCACUUUUCAACCUCCCCGCUUCUGAAUACGAUCGUGAUCAGCGGAAUCGUAGGUCCGUGACAAUUGUUGGAACUUUCAGUGGAAUUAUCUUGUUGGUGGUUAACGAUUUUACUAAGUUUUAUUCUAGUUAUUAUGUUCGUAUGAAUCCACAUAUUAUAUUGUACAAUCCCACAACCAGUGUUUAUGACAUACUUGAUGAUGAUCAAAAUCCACCUUUAUAUUAUUAUUCCGAUGAAUUAGAUCAUGCAUAUGGAUUUGGUUAUGGUGCAACCAUUGAUGAAUUGAGAAUUGUUAGGUUUGGAAAAUAUCAUUGGGAUACUUGGAAUACUUGUGAUGUACUCAAUCUAAAAACACGUUCAUGGAGCCACCCACAACUACUUACCACUCAUGAAUAUGCUACCUUUAAAGACGUUGUUGGUACCUUCCUUAAAGGAUAUUUGUAUUGGAUAAUCAAUACAAAUAUAUAUUCAAAGAAUGGUUAUUCGAAAAUCGUGGCAUUUGAUGUUGACAAGAUGGUCUUUUCAGAGAUGCAUCUGCCUGAUCAGGCUAUCAAUAAUGAAUAUAAUCGUUUGGGUACGUGUCAUGGAUGCCUAUGGAUGAUCACUAACACCGACGAUGACACACUUAAUUUCGAUGUGUGGGUAAUGAAUAUUAAUGACCAAGGCGUUGAUGAUAAUUACUCGUGGUCCAAAACAUGUUCCUUCACAAUAGGUUUGGAAGGCCAGCAUGAUCUCUGUUUUUAUAGAAUUAUCAAAAUAACUGAUGACGGAAGAAUUAUAAUAUAUGUAGAAAUGGAUGACUGCCCAGAUAGAAUCAUCUACUACGAUACAUCUAAACACUCGUAUAAACUGCAAGACAUUGUUCUUAAAUACCGGCCUAACAGGGGCAUCAUAUACAAGGAGAGUCUCGUAUCGCCUAUGAAUAUAUGUCGUGCAUGUUUGAUAUGA
This is a messenger RNA of Erigeron canadensis, 1218 nucleotides long. Its product is annotated as F-box/kelch-repeat protein At3g06240-like. Lineage: Eukaryota; Viridiplantae; Streptophyta; Magnoliopsida; Asterales; Asteraceae. The record is from RefSeq and is a predicted model, not a curated record. Gene Ontology annotation, molecular function: protein binding. Bases 1 to 1218 code for a protein of 405 amino acids. The transcript has a single exon.